Messenger RNA from Anastrepha obliqua, 2335 nucleotides. RefSeq names its product high mobility group protein 20A (gene Hmg-2). The transcript has 3 exons. Bases 261 to 1868 code for a protein of 535 amino acids. The record is from RefSeq and is a predicted model, not a curated record. Gene Ontology annotation, cellular component: nucleus. Gene Ontology annotation, biological process: regulation of gene expression. NCBI's taxonomy places the organism in Eukaryota, Metazoa, Arthropoda, Insecta, Diptera, Tephritidae.
UGCCUGUCAUUGCAACCCUGUGUGUAGCAUGCGACUUUCUGUGAAGGCCUUGUUAAACAUACCCAGCACAGCGGCCUUUUCAUAUGUUGAGCAAAAUUCGUGUGAUAAUGUACGUUAGUUGUGAGUUCCGCAAUCAAAUAAUAUUUUGUGUUGUGAAUAGCAGAUGAAUAAUAAAACGGCAAGAAUAACAGUAUAGAUAAACUAAAAAGCCUGUUAUCAAGUGGUAUUUUUUUUAUAACUAAUUUCGUAUAUAAACCAGAAUGGAAAUUGUUGAGUCAAAGGUAGAGUCCAACAAAAAACAGAUGAACGAAUCGUUAACAGCGCCGACGCUGUCCGUAGAGAACAGCGGCAAUAGUAACGUGACUAGUAGUAGUAAUUCUGUUAAAUGUGUUGCUGCUGCUGUGGCUUCAACAGCGGAAACAAGAACAAAGGAUAAUACAACAACAACAGCUGUAACAGUCGCAAAUACUAACUCAACUGAUUCAAUUGCUAUCGAGGAUAUGGAUAUCAAGAUGCAAGAAAAGCCAACGAAAAGCACAGCCACUGCGGAAUUCGCCAAAGCUGAUGAGCUGAAAUGCCAACAACACUCUGCUAAAUUAACAUCUGCUAAUACUGCUGCAACAACAGUUAUACAGAUCGAUGAUGAUAUCCCCAUUAUAUCGCUAUCGGAUGGAGAAGAUGCAAUGGGUCAGCAUACACCGUCAGCGAUACAAAAAGCUAGCCGCAAACGAAACAGCGCAGGUGCUUCCACAAUUGAUGAUGAACAAAAAUUUCGUUUAAAAAGGCGUAAGAUUAAAGUGGCCGGUGCGCCAAAGAUGCCACUCACGGGUUAUGUUCGUUAUAUGAAUGAUCGACGUGAGAUACUACGUAAGGAACUGCCCACCAAAACAGCGAUUGAGCAUACAAAAAUUAUCGGUGAAGAAUGGCAGAAGUUGGGAGAGGACAAAAAAGCGCCCUAUAAGAAAGCAGCUGAGCUGGAUAAGCAACGCUAUCUCGCCGAACUGGACACAUUCCUUAAAGAGCGGCCCGAUGUGUUGGCCUGCGAGCUGGCCAAGGAUAAACAAAAAAGCAAAAGUCCCGGCGAAGCUGGAAAACCGGUGUUGAAGGAGAAAUCACAAUCGAUUGGUAACAUCAAAUCACCGAAUAAGGAGCCAAAUGCCACCACAGCCGUCAGCAAAGAUAAAACACGCCACAGCUCGGAAAAGGAUAACUCGCCGACUCCAGCUGCAACAACCGUGGACAAUAAGUCGAGACGUAAGCGCACACCAACACCACCCAAGACAGGCGGCAAGCAUAGUAGCAAUAGCAACAACAACACCGCUUACGCUAACACAAACAACAACAACAGUAACAACCACAAUUCCACCUCCAGCAGUAAUCACAAUAGCAACUCAACAACAACAGCAACAACAAGCGCAAAUUCUGCAGCAUCACUCUUAGCCGCAACAGCCGCAACACCCGGCGAAAUUCCAAUUUUCACCAAUGAAUUUCUGGAACACAAUAAAGUUUUCGAUAUGGAAUUGCGUACGCUACGCAAAUCCAAAACAGAUGUGGAGCAACAGAAUGCUGUGCUGGAGAAACAUGUGGAGAAUAUGAAAUUUGGUGUGGAGAAAAUGACCAACGAAAAUGACGAGCUAGCGGAGAAGAAUCGUUUGCUCGAAUUGUAUUUGGAUAAGUUCAAGGCGAAGUUGGCGCAUGCGUUGUCCAGCUUGUCCAUACCUACGCAGCCGAAUGGCGCAACAAUGGACAAUAUCGAGAAAUAUAUGGCUGAUUUGUACAAGAUGGCAACGACAAACACACAUGGACCGGCUAGCCUCAAUAAGGCUAAAGAUAUUAUACGGAAAUUAGAUUUACAGAUUAAUUUGUAAAUGAGAAUAGUUAGUUUUAGGUGAGAGUUUUGUGCGGAAGAGUUUUGUGAGCGAGUGAGAUUUAGUAAUUCUAAAAGUUAUUUGCGUUUAGUUUAAUGCAUUUGUUAGUUAUGCCGCGUUUCAUUCCCUCAAUAGUCGGCGUCUGCGUUACCGGAACAAUCCAAAUUAAUUUAAGUAGGUCUGUAUGUAUAUCCGGCCAGGCAUUGUUUUUUCAGCAGCACUCCCUAGACAUUUAGGGGGGAAUUGAUUGCGCUGUUACAACAAAAACAACAACCUAGUUUUGUGUGCAUCAAAAUCUCAUUUACCAAAUGUGUUUUGGGGACAUUACAACAACAUAAAUGGUAAACUACUUUGUAGUUUAGUCGAUACGGACUAAGAAAGAGUAAGAAAGCAGAAAAUACGAGUGUCGUUUGAAAAAUCAGUGCAAAAAUAAAAACUGCUUAAUUUUUUGAGGUAAAUCCUUUUUA